Messenger RNA from Aspergillus campestris IBT 28561, 2156 nucleotides. RefSeq lists its product as uncharacterized. Bases 276 to 2156 code for a protein of 626 amino acids. Gene Ontology annotation, cellular component: cytosol; nucleus; perinuclear region of cytoplasm. Gene Ontology annotation, molecular function: small GTPase binding; GTPase activator activity. NCBI's taxonomy places the organism in Eukaryota, Fungi, Ascomycota, Eurotiomycetes, Eurotiales, Aspergillaceae. The transcript has 5 exons. The record is from RefSeq and is a predicted model, not a curated record. Gene Ontology annotation, biological process: activation of GTPase activity; nucleocytoplasmic transport.
CGUUCUAUCACACACUACUAUUUCUCAUCAUAUCUUGUCUUUGUAAGUACACUUCAUCUCUUAUCCGUGCAUAUCAUAUCACCUCUUCACAUCAAAGCUCGUGAAAGAGCGAAAUGAUGAGUAUCGUGUCUUCCUGAAUGCGUAUAUGCGUUUGGCAUACUUGCUUGCUUGAAUAUUUGUCCCUCUGACCCAUCAUCAUUCUUGGAUGCCUUGUUGAUGUGCAUAAUCUCAUACGAAAUAAGCUGAUAUAGAGGUAGACAUGUGACCCGCCCAUCAUGGGCAAACUCAACUACUCCUCUAGGAGAAUAUCCGGCAUCAAAGCUGGCAAGACCAUUUCCAAAGACCUGAAAAAACGAAUCCCGUCUAGACCAGGCUCAAGAAGCACCGCGGCGCGCGAUCCCCAUCUCGAGAUCGACGCCACAGGCAGAGACCUCGAAGACGCCGGCCUCGCGGAGUUCAUCGGCGACUUGAUCCGCUGCAUCGAGUACAAGGAAGAGGGCCAUGCAGACGGCGUUGUCAAAGUAACGGAGCUGCGUCUGCGCGGCAACAAGCUCACUGUGCGCGCGCUGGAAAAUCUGACGGAGGUUGUCAAGCUGAGUGCUGCUGAUCUCCGCGAGUUGGACCUUUCUCAGAACGAUAUCCGGGUUGAGUCCGCUGAGGAUAAGAGGGUUUGGGGGAAGUUUCUAGAGGCGUUUCAGAAUUGCUUUCUUGUGAGGAAGCUCGAUUUGAGUGGGAAUGAGAUUGGGCCUGUUGGUGUUGAGGUGCUGGCUAGGGCUUAUGUUCAGAGUGAGCUGGACUUUGUGGAGGAGGAUGCGGAGGAUGUUAUUGGUGGGGCGGGCGUUGCUCAACAGGAUGUGGGUUCUGCUGGAUCGUCAUCUGCUCAGUCUUCCUCUAGACAGUCUGGACAUGGAAGAAGGGGCCAGCCUAGGGAGAGGGCGUCUGCUAGCAGAAAUAUUGGUAAGUUUCAAGCCAGUUCUGCUCCUGAUGGAAUCGCAGCUAACGGUUGUUAUUCUCCAGCAUCUGCCCAUGUAAUCUCGCCUCACGAGCUCAGGAAGUUCGCAUGCACUCGCGGCCUGCGCUCCAUUCCAUACCUUAUUCUGUCCGACAUCGAGCUGUCGAGCACCGGCGCAAUUCAUUUGGAAAGCAUGCUCGCCAUGCAGCAGACCCCAGAACAUCUCCUAGCCUUUCUCCCCCAGGGUAAAGCAAUCGCUGUUCCGGAAGCUGAGAACGGCAACACAGGAAGCGUGAUUUGGCUUCCGAACGAUGCGCUGUCUGAUCACGCGAAACGUCUUCUCGAGGUGUCGGAGACUAUUUCCAGAUUGAACCACAGCGGCAGCUCAUCAGAUAUCAGUGAUAUCGAUGAUAUGUCGGAGGGGUCGGAGUACGGGGACGCAGACGCGGAGCAGAAACAGCGUGAUAAACUCAAGGUGGAAUAUGAGAGGCUCUCCAAGAGGGUUCGCUUGGACGCUCUACUCAAGGCAGGGAUCACCGGAUCUGAGUUGUGGUCUCGCACACUGUUGAUGCAUGCUGUAUCGCGUGCUUUGCUGCUCGAGGACAAAGAUCGAGUCGUCGAAAACACUCCCGAAAUCAGCGCUUCCGAAGAGAUGGGUGAAACGUCUGAAGCUCAUGAACAACCAAGAGAGUCGGGACAAGAGGAGCAGCAAUUGGAAACCCAGGAAUCUCUUGGAGACGUCAUUGCGGGCCACAAUACAUGGGUGGGUGAUAAUGCUGGUCCAUUCCAGCCAGGCAGCAGGGGCUUUGAAGAAAACUUCCCCAGCCUGAACAGCGCCCCGAAGGCCGUACCCCAAGAGAGCGAAGACCAGAGCUCCAAAUCGGACGCUGGAAAAACCACGCAGUCCUCCCCGCAGUCGAAAGAGUCUCGCCCCAAGAACGCGAACCGUCGCAAGUCAGCACCUCGCCCAGCUCAGAAGGAGGAAUGGCGAUAUGGACUCUCGCUGGAUCAGUGGCGUCAGAUCAUCGCUGAAGCUGUCAACGCGGACGGCACUUUGAGCACUGCCCAGCAGGUUCGCAUCAUCCGUCACGCCUCUGAUUGGGACUGCCUAAAACAGGAGAUCAGCAUCGGCGGAGCGCAGAAUCACCAGCAGAUUUGGAAGUAUCUGGAGACUGUGGGAUGUUUUAUUUACGGCACCAUUUGA